CUAACCAACUGUCAUGGCGUCUCCCUUGAAGGGGGUUUGGAACUGGAGAAAGUAGACGCUGUCAUUUAUCAGUUUUCCCGUGUGUACAGAGCAGUUACUCCGGAUUGAAGAAGCUUUGAGGAGCGGGAAGCUACCAUGGGGACUGUCCAUGCUAAGAGUCUGGAUCCUCUCCCGAUGCAUGGCCGGGACUUGGGAGUCAACCCCGAUGACUUGGUGGAGACUCCAGACCUGGAGCAAGAGAGCAAACAGGAGAUCCUGGAAAACAAAGAUGUGGUCGUCCAACACGUCAACAUCCAGGGUCUUGGAAGAACUAAAGAGGAUCUGCUGGGCUACGAGAUCUCUGAUGUUUUCAACGCCAAAAACCUCAUUGAUGUGAUGAAGAAAGCUCACAUAGCCAGACAGAGGUUGCUCCGCCUCGGGAUCUUCAAGGAGGUGGAGGUUCUCAUCGACACGUCUGAAGGUAAGGACGCUCUGCCGAACGGUCUGGAUGUAACGUUUGAGGUGACAGAGAUCAAGAGGCUUACGGGAAGCUACAACACCAUGGUCGGCAACAAUGAAGGAAGCAUGGUACUGGGAUUGAAGCUGCCUAACAUGCUGGGUCGAGCUGAGAAACUCACCUUCCAGUUCUCCUACGGGACCAAGGAGACGUCAUAUGGUCUGUCAUUCUUCAAGCCUCAGCCGGGACACUUUGAACGCAACCUCACUCUCAACCUGUACAAAGUCACCGGUCAGUUCCCGUGGAGUUCCUUAAAAGAGACGGACAGAGGCAUGUCUGCAGAGCUGAAUUUUCCUCUGGGGGUGACCAACCACACGUUGAAGUGGGAGGGAGUGUGGAGGGAGCUGGGCUGCCUCGCUCGCAGCGCGUCCUUCGCCGUGCGAGAGGAGAGUGGACACUCGCUGAAAUCUGCCCUCUCGCACACCGUGUCAGUUGAUUCAAGAAAUUCAGCUAUUUUCCCCAGCAGAGGUGCCUUACUGCGGGUCAACCAGGAGCUGGCCGGGUACACAGGAGGAGACGCCAGCUUCUUAAAGGAGGACUUCGAGCUGCAACUCAACAGACGGCUCUUCUGGGACUCAGUCCUGUCUGCUUCUCUGUGGGGCGGGAUGCUUUAUCCCAUUGGAGGACAGCAGUCCUGCAUUGCUGACAGAUUUUACCUUGGAGGUCCCACCAGUGUUCGAGGGUUUGGGAUGUACAGCAUAGGACCGCAGAGUGAAGGUGACUAUCUUGGUGGAGAGGCGUACUGGGCAGGUGGUCUGCACCUCUACACCCCGCUGCCCUUCAGACCAGGCAAAGGAGGCUUUGGAGACCUUUUCAGAACACAUUUCUUUCUCAACGCAGGAAACCUCUGCAACCUCAACUACGGUGAGGGUCCCAGGGCUCACCUUCAGAAGCUGGCUGAGUGUAUCCGCUGGUCAUAUGGAGCGGGCAUCGUGCUGCGGCUUGGAAACAUAGCCAGACUGGAGCUGAAUUACUGCGUGCCCAUGGGAGUUCAGAGUGGAGACAGGAUAUGUGACGGCGUCCAGUUUGGAGCAGGAAUCCGCUUCCUGUGACCUCAUCACUCCAACAGAGGCCGUGAUGUGAAAAAGGGAGAAUGUCUUGUUGUUUAUCACCUGUAACUUGUUGUAGAGUGUGUCACACUAGCAUGGGUCCUACAGAAACAUGUCCUGGUUAAAGGUGCCUGAUAAUCCCUGAAACGCCCUCUGAUGAGCACCACUCUAGGCUGUAGAACAACACGGUGCCAGUGCUGCUUCGUAAAACUAGUGAGAGUUUUUACACAAACUUAACGGCCUUUCAUAUAUUUAAGGGGAAACGGGAACACUUGUUUAGCAGAAAACAUGAGAAAUGAAGACAGUUGGGACAAAAAUACAAUCAUGAUCAUGAUUUUGUUUUAGUUUGAGCCUCUUUCUUUUGUUUGUCUCAGCACUGGCACCUCAUCUUUGGAGAAAUCAUCUACGAGUGAUUUCGCCCACUCCGUUAAUUAUUUUCAAUGAUUAUUGAGGGGUUCUGAGCAUGUUUAAGUUUGCCUUCUAGGACUUUUUUGUUUUCUUUUUGACAGUAAACUGCACCACACUCUUUUUCUCUUCCUGCUGUUGUACUAUGUGAUUGAAUGAUUACAGCAACCAGGGAAUAAACCAAGAGAAACCAGCACUUUUUAGUCAAUUUAGCACUGUCAAAGGAGAGUUGGACCCAGUUGUUUUUGUCAUUUCUGAUGUAAAAAAAAAUGGCAGGUUAAUCUCAGGCCAGCAGCGGUGUUAGGUAGGAACCUCAUCCCGCGCCCUCCCUGAGCAACAUCCACCACCAGUGCUCUUACCGAUUGUCAGUCUUCUUUUUGAUGUUGUUGAAAGUAUUCACAAAUAAAUCACAGCUGCUCCCCUGGCUUCUCUCUCUGCAUCCUUGGUGUUUUUUUGAACAUAUAUUCAACUACUAAAUAAAAAUCAUUACUUUCA
Molecule: messenger RNA, 2445 nt
Organism: Cheilinus undulatus (humphead wrasse)
Lineage: Eukaryota; Metazoa; Chordata; Actinopteri; Labriformes; Labridae
Gene: samm50l
Product: sorting and assembly machinery component 50 homolog, like
Exons: 15
Coding region: 136-1548 (470 amino acids)
Biological process (GO): mitochondrial respiratory chain complex assembly; protein insertion into mitochondrial outer membrane
Cellular component (GO): SAM complex; outer membrane
Source: RefSeq, a predicted model, not a curated record